Molecule: messenger RNA, 2753 nt
Organism: Siniperca chuatsi (mandarin fish)
Lineage: Eukaryota; Metazoa; Chordata; Actinopteri; Centrarchiformes; Sinipercidae
Product: leucine-rich repeat transmembrane neuronal protein 4
Exons: 4
Coding region: 813-2621 (602 amino acids)
Cellular component (GO): plasma membrane
Molecular function (GO): protein binding
Source: RefSeq, a predicted model, not a curated record
UCUAUAUGUCAAGCAUUCUGACUCUUUCUAGUACUCUGGAUUUACUUUAUGGUUUGGACUCUCUGCCUGAUCCCUAUUAUAUCUGUUUGCCUUUGUUGGGCUUAUUCUUUGGUUUUGACCUCUGCCUGCCAGCAACCUGUGCUCUGUUCAUGAAGACAAUGAAGUCUACUUUGGUGUGGGCUGCGGAGAGUCACUCAGUGACCAGGAGAGGGCAUCAAAAGUCCUGAAAAGAGCACCAGAGAGCUCAGUACAAUCCUACACCAACAUCAUUCCUGUUGCUAUAUAAAUGAUUUAUUCUUGAUGCCACGGUCAGCGGGUCUAAUCCACAGCAGACUGCGCCUUUUCCCUCCGCUUUCCACAUCUGAAUCAGGAUACAUCCAACUUGUCGGGUUUGGACCACAGUUUUUUCCUCUUGGUCGUUUUCUGUGUCUUUUCUGCCACUUAACCUAGAUUUAACAAUUGGCGACUCGGUGUUUAAAAUUUAUUUUAUAGCCUCUCAAAACACGCGCUAAACAGUGUCAUUGUCACGAGGCUAAAAGCUUUUGAAUGCGUCCAUCCAAGGGCUUUGUAAGGUGGCUGUAAUAUGUAUUAUCAAGCUGAUGUUGUGCGGUAACGUGAGAAAAAACUAUAGACAGAGGUUGAUGCACACCUUCUGGAGCUACUCAAAUCUCCGACAGGUGUGCGGCCGUGCGCACAGUGGAUCUGACUGCGGCGCAAAGUGCGUAUAUUUUCAGUGCAGACAGGCGUCCUGGGUGCGUGUCCAACUACUUGGACAGAACGCCGAGUGCGUCUAACAUGUGGACUUGGGACGCAUGCAACAGAGAGCCCUAAACAUGAGGAGGAGCCGACUCCGCGCAAAUAUGGGACUUCUGCUUUUCAGAUGGCUUGUAUUCACAGUGCUGGUGCCUGCCUGGCUGCUUGCUGCUCCAAGCGGCAUCCGUGAGCGUCCCUGCCCCCAGAGCUGUAGAUGUGAUGGGAAAAUAAUAUACUGCGAAUCGAAUGCCUUCCAUGACGUGCCAAGCAAUGUGUCUGUAGGCACACAGGGCCUCUCCCUGCGUUACAACAGCCUGGCGAACCUCAGAGCCCACCAAUUUGCAGGCCUGAGUCAACUGGUUUGGCUCUACCUCGACCACAAUUAUAUCAAUGCUGUGGAUGGCCAGGCUUUCCAUGGGAUACGGAGGCUCAAAGAACUGAUUCUCAGCUCGAACAAGAUCCAACAGUUAAAAAACAACACUUUUCAUGAUGUUCCGAAUUUACGCAAUCUUGACCUUUCCUACAAUAAACUGCAGGUUCUCCAGCCUAAUCAGUUCCUGGGUCUACGGAAACUGCUCAGUUUACACUUGAGGUCAAACUCAUUAAAAACUGUCCCAAUGCGAGUUUUCCUUGACUGUCGCAACCUGGAGUUUCUUGAUAUUGGCUACAACAGGCUACGGAGCCUCACACGUAAUGCCUUUGCAGGACUCCUUAAGCUCAUCGAGCUUCAUCUGGAGCACAACCAGUUCUCAAAGAUAAACUUUGCUCAUUUCCCCCGCCUGACUAACCUGAGGGCGCUCUAUUUGCAAUGGAACCGUAUCAAACUGGUAACCCAGGGCCUGCCAUGGAUGUGGACUUCCUUGCAAAAGCUGGACCUCUCAGGAAAUGAGCUCCAAGUGUUGGACCCGAGUACAUUUCAAUGCCUCCCUAAUCUGCAGACUCUUAACCUGGACUCCAACAAACUCAGCAAUGUUUCUCAGCAGACAGUGGAGGCUUGGAUCUCCCUCACCACCAUUAGUCUGGCUGGUAAUUUGUGGUACUGUAACCCCAACAUAUGUCCCCUGGUGGCCUGGCUCAAGGCCUUUAAGGGCAACAAGGAGUCCACUAUGAUUUGUGCCGGCCCUAAGGAGGCACAAGGAGAGAAAGUGACAGACGUGGUGGAGACUUAUAACAUCUGCACAGCAACACCGACCCCCAUCCCCUCAACGACAUCGCCCCUCACCUCUGCAUUUCAGCCCGAGCGGCUGCCUCUUCCCACACAGCCUGUGGUGGACAAGAAGCUGAUCUGGAACAGGACAGCCUCCCCUACUACUUCAGAGGCCUCCUCCACCAUCCCUUUGCCAGACACGGAGUAUGUGUCCUUCCACAAGAUCAUAGCUGGUAGCGUGGCCCUCUUCUUAUCUGUGGCUAUAAUUCUACUGGUUAUCUACGUCUCAUGGAAGCGCUAUCCCAGCAGUAUCAAACAGCUUCAGCAGCGCUCGGCGGUUAAAAAGCGCCAGAAAAAGGCACGGGAGACGGAGCGCUCCCUUAAUUCACCGCUGCAAGAGUACUAUGUGGACUACAAGCCUUCACACUCAGAGACUAUGGAUGUGCUGGUUAAUGGGACAGGACCUUACACAUACACCAUCUCAGGCUCCAGGGAAUGCGAGAUACCGCGGCAGCUGAGUGCUCUGACGUUGUACAGGUGUGAGCAGUCGGUUCUGGAUUACUGCCAUGCCCACCUGUCACUGCACCUCAACGUGGGCAUGGAGCCCCCAACUCGGGCGCUGGGAGGUCCGAGGCCAGCCAAGUACCACCCAGACCUAAUGGCUGCCCUCCCCUCCGAGCCAGUGCGGCCUUGCCCCCAGACCCACUCCCUCCACCAGUAAGCUGUGCACAUUGUGAGGCUCUGUGUCCAAACUACUGUAAGUCUGCUGCACAGAAUCAGUGGACCACUCAAGGAAACGCAAGGCUGUGUGGGAGGGAACUGGGACUGGUAAAGAAGCAAAAGAGACAAUUAA